AUGCCCUUUUCAUCGUGUAUUUACCCUUUAUCACGUUUUAUCAAUUGGUUUAGCUGUCGCCAUAGCCGUUUUCCAUUUCCAGCAGUGAUACUGCAGCUGUCUAGAAGUGUCGCAGACCAGUAUCUCGCACAACUUCCUCUCUCACCUCAUCCACAACUCUCGGCAUUGUCUCUUCUCCGUCUUUGCCACAUGCUGUCCUCCUCGGGCGAGGGCUACUGUCAGCAUGGCUUUAAAUGGAUUAGCCCAGCUAAGAAGUCAUUUAUGAAUCCUUUUUCUCGUCUUGUGUGCGAUCCAGUCCCUUUCAGGAGUCUCCUUUUGGGGCAUAAAUGUGCCGAGGCUCGACCAACUGAGAUCGCAAAGCUUGGUGCCCUUUGGGAAUAUGCCAUAACAAGCCAUCAGAUACCCUUGUCCACUUCCCUGUCGGAGUUCUUACAAUGCUUGAAGCCACUUUGCCCUCUUUUUAUUUACAUCAACAGCCCUUCAUUGUCGUACUCGUGGCAAUUAUCUAAGAACCAGGGGAGUGAUCUGCUCAUGAGUGAGGAGGUUAUGCGAAGUCUUAUCGUUGGUUGGCAACCCUGGGUUAGACCAGGAUUGCGGCGUAAGCUAGCGGCAAAUUCGCAUAAGUUCUCUUUCUCCAUUUUUAAAUUGGUUCCACCUUCAGAUCGCACUAAUGGGAUGUAUCUUGACACGGUUGAGCUCCAGUGCAAGUGGAAAGCAUUACUACAUUUAGUGCCACCCCAUUUUAUCUCCGUGGAAUCCCUCAAAGCACGGCUGUUGAACCAAACCACCACCCCGAUUCAGAACACUAUGAAUCGACCAAACCACGAUCAGGGUGUGUUCACAUCUCUUCAGUGGCAAGAUUUCACCCAACAGAGUCCGCUUUUCCAUGGCUUGGAAUGGUCCCUUGAUCAAUACAGUUUGCGCCUUGCUUCCUGUGAGGAAUGCAUUAAUGCAGGCUGUAAACCUGAUUUGCUACAGGUGUGUUAUGGUGCCGCCAAUGCAAAUGAUGACCAGGCGGUUGGUGUGUCAACGCUUCCUCUUCCUCUUCAUCAGCGUCCGGUCCUCUUCUACGCGGCACUGGGGCUAAUUGCUCAAGCAGUGCCAACUUUCUUCACACCUCUCGAUAUUGUGCAGCGCCGGUAUGCAUCACAAAGUAGAGCAGCACUGAAAGAACUGCGAGAGCGAUCCGCUUCUCCGGAUAUCAGUGGUUCCUCUCUAACGGAUGAGGAGUUUCAGUGGUUGGAACGCCAUUUUUCUCAUCUCGAGCCGCUCUUGGACCACCCAGACUUGAGAUUCGCGGUGGAGGUAAGAGACGCUGCAGAAGGUGUGCUUGCAGACCAGCCUGCAAGUUUCCAAGCGCGGCUUCCACUAAGUGGAGCCUUGGUGCGGUUGCACACAGACUUUUUCCAUCCUAGCCGUGGUGGGGUUGACCCGUACUUUCUUUACCAGUUCCACAGUUUGCCUUUUACGAAGCAAUUGGAUCCAGUGGGCCCAUGUGGUCUGGACACUUCGAGUUCGACACCACGUUGUAGAUAUGAAGUGCGUCUUUGUGGAGUUUGCACGCCUUCUUCUUCUGCUUCGAUGGAGCCCAUCCACAAGUUACUUUCGGAAUCCCCCUCGCAUCGGUUCCCUCCGUGUGUAGUCGUCGAUGUAAUCGGCAUGUACGGUCCUUCAGCUGCCGUUUCCAAUCCUUCCUGCCGUGACAAGCAAGGUGGAGAGGGUUCCCGAUCGACGGAGCUGGUGCUUGGGAUCUGCAGCGGAUCUCCUUCGAUCGCGCCUUCGUUUGAACUAUUCGGCAGUGAGGUUUCGGCCCAAGCACCACUUUUUGGGGUUGUGCAUAUCUUCACUUUUCGCAUUUCCAACAGUUCAACCGAGUGGUGGUGUGACCUCCCUCCGCCGGUUCUUAAUCUUCUGAGAAGUGAGGGUGUAUUAAAGCUGCUCCUUGCUAGUUUCACAAAACCCCUGACCCCCACUGGCUGCAGUUACGAAAAGGGUGAAUCCUUUGUUAGAAAUUUGCGCUGGCCGAAAUCCUUUGGCAGCCUUGGGGAUUUGGUUAUGCUAACCCAGUUCACCGGCUACCCUAUAAACGGCAACGAAUUUUCCAUCGAACUCCUCAAGACACUUUUGAUGCGGCGACUUGGCGUGUCGUUGCACCUUGCUGCAACUGAUACCCAAUUCCCGAAUACCACUUUUAGAGAUGUAGCGGAGGCAACUGCCAUGGCGCACGCACUUUUUCUUACCAUUCAAUGUGACACUCAUGACUUUUGUUUGCUUUACUACGGGUCCUCUGUACCGGAUUCAUCGGUUCCAAACGCAGAGAAAUGUGGGAAUCCGUUCUGCAGAUCAUGGAUCAACUUUGUACGCAGUAGUUCUUCAUAUCGUCUUGAUCACUCCUUGACAGUUCGACUUCACAGGUACCUCUGCAAGUGGUUCCCCGGUUUGAAUUUGGUAGGAGGUAGUCUUACUAUGCAUCCAGGAAAAUCUUCGCUCAGAGACGAGGCCAUGGAGUGCAUUAAGAUGCCAGCUCACAUUUUCACUCUUCCCUUGCAUCGUAAGAAAGAGCUACUGAUGGAAAUGGCUUUUUUAUAUGGCCCCGAGACUUUGCCCCAGUUAUCCUCUUUGGGCUCUCCAGGAAGAGUAUCACAGUUGUCUUCUGCAUCCACAGAAAAGGAAAGUUUGCCUGCCUUAAUUUCUCGCACGACAGGGACUGCGCACAACUUAUCCCCGGAAUCUGUUGUACCACUCAAUGAGAGGGAGCAUGGUAUUGAACUUAAAUUAAAAUGGGAUUGCAUACAUUCCCUUGAGAGAGAGAAAAUGCGCAUGCUAGGGAAGGAAGUGAAGCGCGAAAGUCCCAUGAGGCAUGCCGAAUGCAAGGAACGCGACGAAAUUAAAGUCAAUUUAAGCCAAGAAUCUGAGUGUAGCAUUUCCCCAUCAUCUUCUCAAACCGCUAAUGACAACGACUUUCUUAGUGAGCUUUUGGCAUCGUCUUCUCAAUCAUCUUCUCAGCAAGGAGCCGCUUUUGAUUCCUCAAAAUCGUUACCUUGCCCAAAUAAUCAGCUGGAUAAGUCACACACAAGUGCCGAUGAGGUGACUGCAGUUUCUUCGGAUCAAGGCUACACAACUGCUACGGGCCUCAUCAACGAGAAGCAUACCAGUCAAUUUCAGCGGUUGAUAGAAAAUGGGCUGGUGAUGCCAUCCCCGUCGCCGCAGCUGGUUCCAAGUCUGGGAACGGCGGCGGCAUCUACUUCACCCAGUCUUCGUAGCGAGACCGGGAGUGGACUUGGUGGGAGUGUAUCACAUCCUCCGCGACGUUUUCCAUUUCCCCCAAGCCCCCUUUCAGAGGGUCUUUCUUCUACCCACAUAGCAGCCGGCAGUGGCUAUGGUAAACCGACAGUCGGCUUUCGUGUUGGGGACUACAAACCCGUCUUUGACAAGGAUAGCGAUCCCAAAAGUUGGAGGAAGAAGGGCCACUCUUCUUACCACAGGAGGGAUGUGAGCUUCCAGGGCACGUUGAGCGCGUCCCCUCCUUUGCCGGGGAUGACGACCCCGCUGGCUUUCCAAGGACCGCCGCAGGGGAUUGCUAAUCCUACUACCACCACAGUGAAGGCGACGUCGGCGCGCGGCUUCACGACUUUUGAACGGCAUAAUUCUCAGGCGGCGGGUGGGGAUGCCUUCCAGCCUGAGAAUGACAGGACGGAUGGCAGGCCUAACGCCCUGCCGAUGGUGGCUCCUAAUUUGAACAGUGAGAAAUUACGUUUGCUAAUUCAAACAGAAGAGGGAAUAUCACUACUGAAGGAACUUUUGCGGUAG
Molecule: messenger RNA, 3810 nt
Organism: Phytomonas sp. EM1
Lineage: Eukaryota; Euglenozoa; Kinetoplastea; Trypanosomatida; Trypanosomatidae
Source: the annotation of a GenBank genome assembly